AAGUACUCUUUUUCAUGAGAUGGCAUCAGCUACUCCCUCAGCUCUUGUCAGCUCUGUAGAGAAGACAAAUGGAGCCAAGCUCAGCAGACUUCUCAUCGAUGGUGGAACUACAGUCCUGAGGUGUAUUUUCGAUAGCUGUCAUCCUCCAGGAAGUCUCUCGGCUUCCUUUACUGCAAACUAUUCAACUCUGAAUAUUCUUUUACGGAAACGAAUUUUACAUAGAUCACAAUGGGAUCUAUUGUUUCCUCCAAGCGGUGCUCCUCCAGACUCCCAAACAUUUGAUAUCACUCUUUUAUUCCUUCUGUUAACCAAAAUCUGUGGUCUCUCCCCACCCCACUCUGGUUGGCAUUGUAAGCCACCGCCCAGUGACUCCUCUCUUGAGGCAAACUUAGCUCGUAUUAAGUUUUACCGCAAUGAGUUGUAUGGCCAUGUUACCACAACUGGUAUUGCUGAUCCAACUUUCUCAACUCUGUGGCAGGAGAUCAGUGCUGUUCUUGUUGCUCUUGGCUUGCAGCAGGCAGAAAUUGAUAGAUUGAGAGCUGAGUAUUGUGGAGAGCAAGAGUUCAUUGUUGCUUUGCUUGAGUGGGCUGAUACUGAGGAAGAUAUAAAAUCACAGCUGAAGGAAAUCCGUCUUGCCCAGACCAAGGUUCACCAAAUAACCAGUGACGUACAUAAAACCCAGCUACAAGAUCAUAGAGCUAUACGGGAAAGUAAUUCCAGGUUAGAAUACAUACGUCAGACCCAACUAGAAGAUCACCGAACCCUUCAAGAUAGCAAAGCAAAACUCGACGAGGCUCGUCGAACUCAACUUGAAGACAGCAAUGCAAUUCAAGAUACACGAUCAAAAGUGGACGAGGUAUGCGAAAGGUUGAAGACUUUAAAAGAAGAAUUCCAGCAGAAUAUUGAUGACUUGAAAGGUGAAAGCAAGAAGCAAGGUGAUGAUGAAAUCCUAAGAAGGCUCGCAAAGGUUGACACUUUGCAUGAUGUAAGGCACCAUGCAAAUAGAUAUUUAAACGGGACUCGUUUAUCGAUCUUUGCAGAAGUUGAGAGAUGGUUAGGUGAUGAAGGAUGUUCGAAUCGUGUGAUGGUAAUCAGUGGGAAUGCUGGAAUGGGAAAGUCCGUAAUAUCAGCUGUUGUGUGCGAAAAGAUGUUAAAAGCUGGAAGAUUGUUAGGAAGCCACUUCUGUAAGCAUAACGUGGCGCGUCGAAGAAAUCCCAAAGUGAUGUUACAGUCCUUAGCCUGUCAGCUCUCAGAUUCUCUGCCAGAAUACAAGGCUGCUCUUGUCGACAAGUUGUCAAGAAAUCUGGGUGAUGACAUCAACAGUAUGGAGGUGAGAGAUUUGUUCGAAUUGCUGUUUGAGGAACCUCUUUGCGGCAUAAAUGACCCUGGUAUAACCUAUCUCGUUGUAAUGGAUGGUUUGGAUGAAAGUGAAUACCAAGGACGAAAUGACCUUUUAGACGUGAUUUCUAGUUACUUCAAGAAGCUCCCACUUUGGAUUAGAUUUCUGAUAACAACGCGACCUGAAUUAAACAUCGCCGACAGGCUGAAAGGUUUGCUUCCAUUACGCUUGGAGCCAAGUCAAGAAGAAAACAUGAGUGAUAUCCACCUUUGCUUCAAAGAGAAGCUAACCCAUUUGUCACAAUAUGGAAAUCGAGAAAUCCUGCUGAAAGAACUUGUCGCAAAAUCGGAAGGAAUCAUGCUCUAUGCUCAUUACCUGGUUGAUUUUCUAAAUAAAGAUGUCCCAACGACACAUGAACUGAUGCAAAGCACCUUGCCAGCCGGUAUUUCGUCUGUUUACCAAUGCUAUUUUGAGCGUUUAGAGAAAAAUUUACGUGAACAGUUAGAGAUUAAAGAAGACCAGUUCCUAAAUUUCUUGGGCGCUGUCGCAGUUACGUACGAACCUUUGCCUCUAGGCUUUGUCUCAAAAUUAUUGCUGUCAGCGGGGAAUUCAUCGUCAGCUGAUCAACGAAAAUUAAGAAAAGCUAUCACAUGCAUCUCGAAUCUUCUUCCCAUUGAAAAUGAGUGCAUCCACUUUUUUCACAAGUCCAUCAAAGAUUGGUUGAUUGACAAUUCAAGUUAUGGCCAUCACAGCUUUAGUCUGGUCCAAACAGAAUGUCAUAACAUCCUUGCCCAACUUUGUAUUGAUGAACUUGAUGAGAUGAAGCGAAAAGGUGUCCGCAGUGCACUUUUCAGUGACACCGCAAAAUAUGCGUUACAACAUGGCGUCACACAUAUGCUUGAGUCGAAUGAAGAUAGGUGGGAAUUGAACCUCGAAGAAGUUAUAACAAAGUAUGUUUUGGACUUGGAACUAGUGUACGCAAAGCUCUGUGUUAACUCCUCUGUGGCUUCGGAAGAUAUUCUUCGCGUUCAGAGGCAACAGCAUUUGAUGAAUAGUGAUUCGUUUGACAAGUGCGAUAGAAUGAUAGAACUAAAAACUUUGUUAUUACAAUUACGGAAAUAUAACAAUAUGUUAACAGAAUUCCCUCAAGCUCUCUUUCAAACCCUGCUUAAUGACGGAGGAUCCACAUUAUCUUAUGAAGCAAUGAACCUGUUGGAGACUAAAUUUCCGGAAUUCUCAUACAUGGAAUAUUUGCAUAAGAACGAUUAAGAAGAGCUUGUUCAAGCUAGGUUUCAAUGUUCAGCGGAAGUAGCUUGUAUAGAGGUUUCCCCUCAGCUAGAUUUAAUGGUUUGUCAGUGUAACGAUAACACGAUUCACCUUUGGUCACUAGAAACUGGCAAGCUCUUAUGGACUCGUUCUCAGACUGUUCAAGAACCUCUAGACUAUGUGUAUCUUUCAAACGCCUUUAGAUCGAUUUCACCCGAAGUAUCUGGUUGCUUAUCAUUUUACCGUUCCGUGCUAUUUCAUCCUACUGAGAAAUUUGUGUUAGCAAGAGUUCUUAGUUAUGCCUAUUCUUUCGACGGAGUCCUCAAACCGCUCUUUCCUUCAAGUGAGUGUUCAUUCUCAGUUUGUUCUGUUUCUACAGAGAGAACGGCAAUAUUAACAGAUUGUCCUCGCAACCCUAAAUGUAUAAUAAUGUGGAGUCUCGCUGAUGGAUCGGAAACUAGUCGUUUCACCAGCACUGAUGAUAUCUUAUCUUUUGCUUGGUCUCAAGAUGGGAGUCUUUUGGCAAUUUCUGAUUCCAUAGGAUAUAUAAGUUUGGUUGAUACUCUGAAUGGGUUUACCUUUCUGGCAAAGGCACAUACCUCGCACAAGAGGGGAAUGAUAAAGUUCUCCCAUGACUAUCGUUAACUUUUCGGAGCAUACUUUGCCGUUGAACCGUAUUUGAAGCACCAUCUUUUGUGUUUAGAGGUGAAAGUAAACGACAUUGGUAGUAUGUCGUUAGAUAUUGUACCCAGCAAAGUCUCUUAUAAUCCCUGGGAAUACGAAUCGUGCGCCGAGUCUGGUUUCGAGCUUGGGGAUCCGAUGUGGUAUCCGUUUGAGGAACGCCCAGCCGAUUGGUAUACGGAGUUUGCGUUGGUGCUUAGUGAGGAUUGUCUGUUAAGGGGUUCUCCUGUAAGUGAUGUCAUUGAAAUGGUGAGCAUCGAUGAACGGACGAAAUGCAGAUAUGCAGUUUCUCAGACUGCUAUCGAGAAAGUGGCAUUUUCAGUCGAUGGAAACACUCUCUAUACAGUCACCCAUCCUACCGGAAAAACACGGACUCUUAAGGCGUGGGAUGUUUUAAAUUCGACGUUAAAAGCCGAAAAAAGCGUUCAUGCUGGAUUUGGGGACAACUGUAUUCUAGCUGUUGUAAGAAAAGGUGUUUUAAUCACAGCUUUGGGCGGCGUUCUUGAGCUAUGGAAUGCCGAGUUGUCUGAGUGUGUCCAAAGGUGGACUAACAUAGGGUUUAUCAGGCGAGUUUCUCAUGUGACUAAAGAUCGAGUUGCCUUGGAAAAACUUAGCGGAAAAACGGAGUGCAUUUUGGAUACAAAAGAGAUGGACAUUGCGCCAAUGAUCUGUGGUGGGAACGGAAAAUUUGUUGCUUGUAACAGCAAAUGUCAGGUCUUAAGACUCGCCGAUAAAAACUCACUGCAGCUGUGUUGUGGCGAAUGUUUACUCUGGGAAACGUCUUCCCCUAUUGCCUUGUUUUUUUUCCGUCAACACGGUACUUUUUCACCAUCCGAACGGAUCUUUGUAAUUUUGGGCAGAGCCAUACGUGGUUAUAAAUUUGAUGGAGCCAUUUUUGUCUUUGAUGCAGUUUCUGGAAAAGCAAUCCGCUUGUUGCCUGUUUAUGACUACAGAAGUUAUCCUCGAAUGGAAUGCGCUUUUCUAAGCGACGAGGAGUUUCUUAUGUCAACCAAUUUUACUCUUCGUAUGUUUAAUCUCAAGUCCGGUCAGCUGCUGAGUGUGAUUGCAAUGAAAAGUAUAGUAUGGAGUCUAACAGCUUCUCCACUUGGACGUCUCGUCGCUGUUGGUCUUGAAGAUUCCAACCGAGGAUUCAAAAUUAUGCGGGUGAAACCAGGAGAGAGACUGAGAAAGCAAGUCAAAUGAAAGUCAAAUCACCUCCAGGAAUGAACCAUGUGAAACCAGAAUGCUGUCUUGAAAUUUUCCGAAGGAUUGAAUUACGACUGAAACAACCCAGAAUUGUCGCAUUCCUUUCAGAUACUCCAAUGCCUUCUGUUAGCCACCAACUUUGCCUCGCCCCGGGGAUUGACAACCUCGUUCCCCGGGCUUUUCCCUUUUUGAAUAUUUUGGCGGGCGGGAAAAAAUAUUCAAAAAGGGAAAAGCCCUGGGAACGAGGUUGGGGGAUUGACUUAAAGGCCAAACACCGACAUCGAAUGAGUUGAUUUUUCACAUGAAGUACACUAGAAUAGCUUGGCAGAGAAAUGGUAUUAAAAUGACUUCAACUGUUGC
Stylophora pistillata is the source of this 4852-nucleotide messenger RNA. RefSeq lists its product as uncharacterized. NCBI's taxonomy places the organism in Eukaryota, Metazoa, Cnidaria, Anthozoa, Scleractinia, Pocilloporidae. Gene Ontology annotation, molecular function: protein binding. The record is from RefSeq and is a predicted model, not a curated record.